AGUCAAGCCAACCCUUUCUCUCUCACCUGACAAAUUCCAAAUGAAGCUGCCAUAACAUCGCGCAUGGCACAUUAUCUUUGGAACAAGCUUCAUCUGAAGGUCCUCUUGAACCAAGCCUCGCGAUGAAUACCACAACGGCUCCGAUUUAUUCAGCCACAGACAAUGCAACCUCCAACUCAUCCCAUCUCCGCAAACCAUGUCGCUCCAAAUGUAAACGUCGCCCAGAUCCUAUUGGUCUACCCCGCCCAUCGACACCGAAGCCAAGACAGAAAGCUACCCCAAACGGUAAAGAGAAUUGGGUACACCGGACGAGGGGAGGCCAACACACGGCUCCGAUUCGGCCUCGACAUGUGCCGCCGAGCUCCGGCGACCCGCCAUUUGCCCGUUUCUAUCGGUGGUCGUCCCGUCUUUGCGCUCGAAUCCUGCUGACCCCCGCAUGCAUACCGUCAACCCAAUUAGAGAAUCCGAGUUGCAUAUGGUGUGAUGUCGCGCAAACUUUCGCCUUUUCCACGGCCCGCGCGGUGGUGGUGUGGUGAUCGAUAUCGGAAGGGCGUAUAAGACAUGCCCAAGACCCCUCUUCGACCCCGCGAUAGAAAGUGUCAAAGUGUCGAAGUUGUAGUAAACAAACUUCCUUCUUUGAACUGUCGUAUUGAGCGUCAGAAGACAUUCAGAAAUGGCACCAUCCGCAACAGAGACAGCUGCCGCCAAGCAGGUCGAGGACCUCAAGGAGAAAGACCCGCCAUCGAAGGAACAAGUCAAGGAGGCAGUAUACGCAGACGACUUUCCGCCCCUGGAUGAGGAGCUGCCAGAAGUACGGACAGGCCACAAGGAACCCCUCAAGACGACGGGGGUUCUCGACCAGUUUGAGCAUUUCGAAGUGACGCCCGUCAUUGGCCGCGAGUACCCGACUCUCGAUCUCAAGGAGCUGCUGCGUGCGCCCAACUCUGAUGAACUCCUUCGUGACCUAGCAAUCACCAUCUCGCAGCGCGGUGUCGUAUUCUUCCGCAAGCAGGACAACAUCGACAACGACCUCCAAAAGGAACUCGUCCAACGUCUCGGUGAGCUAUCCGGGAAGCCCUCGACUUCGAAGCUCCACAUUCACCCCGUCAACAAUGCCGGUCACGGCGACACCAAUGAUGAUGAGAUCAGCGUCAUCUCGUCGGCGCAGGCCAAGAGGCUGGGCAUCCACCGCUUCCUAAACUACACCAAGAAGCAGACGCAGAGGUCACAGUGGCAUUCCGAUAUCACGUUUGAGCCCGUGCCGAGCGACUAUGCGCUUCUUCGUCUGACCCAGCUGCCCAAGACGGGAGGAGACACGCUCUGGGCCUCGGGCUAUGAGGUAUACGACCGGAUAUCGAAGCCGCUCCAAAAGUUCUUCGACGGCAUGACAGCCACGUACGCCCAACCGGGCUUCAACGCAACCGCAGAGAAGAACGGCUUCAAACUCUACUCCGAACCGCGCGGCGCGCCCGAAAACGUGGGCGAGCUCCUGGAGGCCAUUCACCCGGUCAUCCGCACGAAUCCGGUGACGGGCUGGAAGAGCGUCUUCGCCGUCGGCCUCCACGUCCAAAAGAUCAACGGCCUGUCGGACGAGGAGUCGAAGCACUUCCUCGACUGGUUCGUGCAGCUCAUCAUUGAGAACCACGACCUGCAGGUGCGGCACCGCUGGCAGAACCCCAACGACGUCGCCAUCUGGGACAACCGCUCGGCCUACCACGCCGCGACGCCGGACUACAUCGUGGAUGACCUCGGGGAGAGACAAGGGUCUCGUGCCGUGAGUCUCGGGGAGAGGCCGUACUUUGACCCCCAGAGUCAAAGCAGGCGGGAGGCCCUGCGUGCCGAAGCCAUUGCCGCUUUGAAGGCGGAUUACAGCUCAUGAAGGUUGUUUGUUUCCGGAACCAAACGACCUGUUUCUCUGGAUGGUCGUGCUCUUGAGCUUUGAUAUGAGAACUAAACGACGAUGGACUCAUUUUCCUACACGGGAAGAGGUUACCGUAGCAGCCAAAACAAUGAUUUUCCCCCAGAAAAGAGGAAGAAGCGGUUUCACUCUGCCCUAUCGUGGCUCGGGAGUUGCUCCCGAGCGUCUUUCAGCUGUGCCUGUAUCAAGUAGACUUUAUCCCCACUUAGGGGUUGAGGCAUACAUCAGACGAGGUCGCCAGCAGUGGCCCAGCACGAGACUUCUGAUACUGGACCCUCCCGUCGGUUCUCUUUAGAGUUCAGAGCCAAUCUCAAGACCGUCGCAUCUGCCGGUCAGACAUGGCACGGGCGUUGCAUCCAGACCCUGAGGAUGGUCGGCCAGAUGAUCUUCCUUCUUCUCUUCUUCUUCUUCUUCUGUGCAUAGAAGGGCCUGUUUCCUGUCGACUAGUCAGUCGGCAAAGGCCCCGACGC
This is a messenger RNA of Colletotrichum scovillei, 2388 nucleotides long. Its product is annotated as TfdA family Taurine catabolism dioxygenase TauD. The record is from RefSeq and is a predicted model, not a curated record. Gene Ontology annotation, cellular component: cytoplasm. The transcript has 3 exons. Gene Ontology annotation, molecular function: 2-oxoglutarate-dependent dioxygenase activity. Bases 674 to 1879 code for a protein of 401 amino acids. Lineage: Eukaryota; Fungi; Ascomycota; Sordariomycetes; Glomerellales; Glomerellaceae.